Messenger RNA from Corvus hawaiiensis (hawaiian crow), 762 nucleotides. Its product is annotated as forkhead box protein L2-like. Gene Ontology annotation, biological process: regulation of transcription by RNA polymerase II; cell differentiation; anatomical structure morphogenesis. The transcript is spliced from 3 exons. NCBI's taxonomy places the organism in Eukaryota, Metazoa, Chordata, Aves, Passeriformes, Corvidae. The record is from RefSeq and is a predicted model, not a curated record. Gene Ontology annotation, molecular function: RNA polymerase II cis-regulatory region sequence-specific DNA binding; DNA-binding transcription factor activity, RNA polymerase II-specific. Bases 79 to 762 code for a protein of 227 amino acids.
AAACACAAUUAGCAAAGCCAGUAAUCUGCGCUAAUUACCGGGCUCCGAGCGCCGGCGGCUGCCGGCAGCACCUGCAGCAUGGGGGACACGGGGGACACGGGGGACACGGGCAUGAGUGGGCACACAGGACCCGCGUCCUCCCGGGGCCCGCCCGGAGCCUCCUUCACCAUCGAGUACCUGCUGUCGGGGCGGGGGAACGGGGCCGCCCCCAGCCCGGAGCCCCCCGGCCGGAGCCCCCCGGGGGCCCCCCGGCCCCCUCCGGAGCCCGGGGACAAACCGGCCCAAUCCUACAUCGCCCUCAUCUCCACCGCCAUCCUCUCGUCCCCGGAGAAGAAGCUGCUGCUCUCCGACAUCUACCAGUGGAUCAUGGACAACUACCCCUACUUCAAGAACAAGGAGAAGAGUUGGCGCAACAGCGUCCGCCACAACCUGUCCCUUAACGAGUGCUUCGUCAAGGCCGGGCGCAGCGACAACGGCAAAGGGCACUUCUGGGCCAUCCACCCCGCCAACCUGGAGGACUUCGCCAAGGGCGAUUACCACCGGCGGCGGGCCCGGCGCCGCGUCCGCAGGGUGAACGUCGGCUACUUCCACCCCUACGCCCUGUACGGCCUCGGCUGCUGCUGCCCCUGCUGCCCCCCGGGCCCCGCCGCCGCCCCGCUGGCGCUGCCCAGGGCCCCCCAGUGGCCCCCAGUGCCGCGCUGGGGCUGGGGGCGGCUCCCGGUGCCCCGGGGACCCCUCCUGUCCCGGGCCCCCUUCCUGUGA